This is a messenger RNA of Anastrepha ludens (Mexican fruit fly), 1015 nucleotides long. RefSeq names its product cytochrome c oxidase subunit 7A-related protein, mitochondrial-like. Gene Ontology annotation, biological process: regulation of oxidative phosphorylation; mitochondrial electron transport, cytochrome c to oxygen; mitochondrial respirasome assembly. Bases 651 to 974 code for a protein of 107 amino acids. The record is from RefSeq and is a predicted model, not a curated record. The transcript is spliced from 2 exons. NCBI's taxonomy places the organism in Eukaryota, Metazoa, Arthropoda, Insecta, Diptera, Tephritidae.
ACUCACUAUUUGUAUAUGUUCACAGAACAGAAGAAGAAGAAUAGAGGUACGCGGUUCCCACGACAGUCGGUCCUUCGUAACCGGAACGACCAGGAUUUAUAUCCGGCCAAGGACAGUCACUUCAUCAUAAUUCCUGGUAUAUGUAUGGGGAAUGUUUAUGAUGCUACAACAACAACAAUAGUGGUACGGUGCACUAGACAGGGUCUCUUUGGACGCAACCUGUAGGAACAGCACUUUCCUGGGCCUACCGUUAGAUGAAGAUGACCGGUUACCACAUUGCACUAACAGGGUUUUUGCUACAACAACAACAACGAUUGGCUUUUAUUCAUACAGUCUCAAAAUUGGCAUUAGCUUUUCCAUUUCCUUUUUGUCAUUAACGGUUUUUUACCACAUCACUAGUUUUACAAGACUGCUAUAAAUUAAGAAAAAUUUAUUUACCAAAUUUUUCUGGUAACAUCAUUGAGCGUCUCACUCUCUUUUGAGUUAUGCGAGCCUUGAAAGAAAAGUAUGUGUAUGCAUGCAUGUGUGCACCUGUGUAGGCUACGGAAUGACUGCCAAGUGCCUUUUAAAUUUGAAAAUUGUUUCGUUUUCGUUUUGCGAAUUGUUUUGAUUAACUAAUUAAAAUAAAAAAACCGUGCUUUUAGAGAAUUAUGUUCGGAUUAAUUCGUCCGACAUUUAGCCGAGAUCGCUGUCGCAGCUUGUUCGCGAUGGCUGUGAGAUUAACUGCUAGUGCCACCAGUGGAACUAGCAAAGGAUCUGGGUCGUGCGGCCCAAGUCCAGGACCGUCCAAGAAACCCAAUCCUGGUUUGGAGAAAAUCAGAAAAAUGCAAGAACAUUUCCAAAAAGAUGAUGGCAAGCCGAUACAUUUGAAAGGCGGUAGCAAAGAUUUGAUGCUGUAUCGUGCCACCUGGGCUUUGGCGCUACUCGGAUUACUGCUGCAAAUUCAUUUGUUUGCAAUGUAUAUAAUUUAUUGACAUUUGUAUAUUUUUUUUUGUAAACAUUUGCUUAUUUGAAA